This is a messenger RNA of Daldinia loculata, 2003 nucleotides long. Its product is annotated as putative O-methyltransferase. Bases 481 to 1788 code for a protein of 435 amino acids. The record is from RefSeq and is a predicted model, not a curated record. The transcript is spliced from 5 exons. NCBI's taxonomy places the organism in Eukaryota, Fungi, Ascomycota, Sordariomycetes, Xylariales, Hypoxylaceae. Gene Ontology annotation, molecular function: O-methyltransferase activity.
GGCAGGUAGGUAAAGGGUUGUUAUGUAUAAAGAUUUGGAUCCAACGGGGUUAGUAUAUUUCGGCGAUAGAGGUGAACCCGAGAGUCUUAACGUUCGCUUACCAACUCUUGCGAGAUAUGAACCAUGUCACACAUGCAUCAUAACAAGAUCUAGACAUAAAUAUGAAGAUCAUCCAGAAAAGGAAGUACACCUAUCCAUUCUGGGGGAUAUCCCGAAUCCUCUUUCUACAUGCGGUCUCGGCCUGUGGCUAGGGGCACUCGGCUGUCAUACAUAUCAUCCCGGAAUCUAUACUUAAUCGACAUAUUAAGAAGAUCAAUCUAAGCAAAGGAAAUCAGUCCCUUAUAUUGGAUCGUUAAGACCCACUUCCAAUCAUGUGUCUAAAAUAUCCUGAUAGAAAAGCUCAAGGACGCCUGGGCUCGAUAAUUAUUAUUAGCUUACCCAGGUAUCUUCUAAAAACCUGGCCCCAUAUUCGCCAUAAUCAUGUCCUCUAUUGAAAAUUUAGCAUCAUCCAUUACGGAACAAGUCUCGAGGCUCUCGUCCCUGCUCCAAGGAGAGGGUUUGCCUUCCCCAACCUUUGAAGAGUCCGGAUUCAGGGAUUUCGAGCAUGAAACGGACACGCCAACAGGAAAGGCAUUGCGGGAAGCACGCAACAGAAUACUUGAUACAGCCCACGACCUCAUACGGUUGGUACAGGGUCCAACCGAACAUAUUCUGACUUUAACUUGGGCGACUACAGACACGGUAAACAUCGAUUUGAUUACCCGGUUGAGGAUCCCCGAACAUGUACCACUAGGGUCGUCUAUAUCAACCCAGGAACUCGCUGCUGCUAUACGCAUUCCUGAACCGUUACUGGCUCGAAUAGUACGAUAUGGGAUUGCCAACGGUGUAUUUAUCGAGGAAUCACCCAACGUCAUUCGGCACUCAGCAUCGUCGGCUGCGCUAGUGCAGAACCCGCACUUGAGUAAUAUCGUACGGUUCGGAGCGGAAGAUCUCGGGAAAAUCAUGAUGAAAAUACCGGAUGCAGUUGUGCUUAAGCGCGACGAUCCGGCGCACGCCCCCCACACUGCAUUCAACCUGGCAUACGACACGGAGGAGUCGUUAUUCGUUCAUUUCCACAAAAAUGAAGCCGCAAAUAAGAGAUACCAUGAGUAUUUAGCUGGAAGAGUAAGCACACCCUUGUGGUCUGUUGAUCGUCUGCGUGCAGCCUGGCCAUGGGAAUCCAAGGGAAAGGUUAAGGUGGUUGAUGUUGGUGGCUCCAGCGGUCAUACAGUCCUAGCAUUGGCGCCCUUAAUGCCCGAUGCAACAUUCAUUGUCCAGGAUAACAAUCUCUCUUCGUUAGAGAUGGGACGACGCGCCGUUGCUGAAGAUCCAUCUCUAAAGUCGCGCGUUAGCUUUGAAGUAUAUAAUUUCUUCAAACCACAAACAGUUCAAGCCGAUAUCUAUAUAUACCGGCAUAUUCUACACGAUUGGCAGGAUGAGGACUCUGUUAAAAUCCUGUCGUCGCUGCUUCCGGCCCUAAAGCCAGGGGCCAGGGUUCUGAUCAGCGAGGGUAUUGUUCCAGAACCGCCUGCGAAGAGACUGAACACAUUUGCAAGUAAAAUGGUCCGAGUAGAAGAUACGUUUAUGCUCGGAGCACAUGAUUCGCAUGAACGCACUGUCGCUGAAUUCGAGUCACUGUUCCAUCAAGUCAGUCCUGGAAGUUUUCGGCUUGUGGGCGUCACAUCGGGCGCCGAAGCCGGAGCUUUCCAAUCAUUGCUAGAAUUCGAAUUUAUUGGGCUGAGAAAGUAGCAUAGUAAGCACAUGCUUGGCAGCUUGAAUUGAGGCUUUAUCAUGCAGUUCAUUAGAUCUAGGCGAAAAAGGGGUAACUUGGGUUACAUCCGAAUGCCGUUGCUCCCCGUCUCGUGAUUUUGUUACCUAGGGGUCUAUUUUGCGAGUAUACUAUUGCUUAUUUAUCCUACUUCAACAACCAACUAUAGACUAGCUCAACGCUCGAUCGAUCGUGC